Molecule: messenger RNA, 429 nt
Organism: Microthlaspi erraticum
Lineage: Eukaryota; Viridiplantae; Streptophyta; Magnoliopsida; Brassicales; Brassicaceae
Source: the annotation of a GenBank genome assembly
AUGGAAGCCACACUGAUCUCAACGUCUCCACUCAGGUUCCAUCCAUUGAUGAUAAAGCCGCAAAGGAUCGUCACCGGAGCCAAGAGAAGAAGACAAACCACCGUGUGUGACUACUACUACAGCGGAGGAAGAGUGGUGGAUGAAAACAUGGUGGUCCUUAGAAAACGGAUUCACGAGAUGAAGAUGGUUGAGCGCAACUAUGAACCUCCUUCCCACUGGAUGCAUUGGGAAAAACGUUUCUAUUGCAACUACGACGCUACUAUAUGCGACGCUCUCUCUAUUGUACAAACUUUUCUCAUGAACUCUCGUCCUAGCGUUGCGUUUGGAACGCUGCUUCUUCUCCUCGUGAGUGUUCCCGUAUCCACCGCUGUCUUUGCGUUUCACAUCCUCGACAUUGCUCUUUGGCUUCUUGAUGCCAUUCAAGUAUAG